Molecule: messenger RNA, 2846 nt
Organism: Rhopalosiphum maidis (corn leaf aphid)
Lineage: Eukaryota; Metazoa; Arthropoda; Insecta; Hemiptera; Aphididae
Gene: Past1
Product: EH domain-containing protein 1
Exons: 6
Coding region: 341-1984 (547 amino acids)
Biological process (GO): endosomal transport; endocytosis
Cellular component (GO): cytoplasm; plasma membrane
Molecular function (GO): calcium ion binding; protein binding; GTP binding
Source: RefSeq, a predicted model, not a curated record
CGCUUUAAUGUACUAUGCAGUGUAAACCGUGAAGUCAGUGUUGGCCGUUCGGGCACUUGUUAGUCGUUACAGUUGUUACGAUUUUUUUUUUUUUUCUUCGCCGCCGCAGUUUUAUCUGCCACCGUUCCUAUACAAACACAACCCAAUCUGGCAGGUUCAUUAAUCAUUUGACAUUUAAUAUUCAGUGUUCACUAUUCGUCCCGUUUGUUAUCAUGUCUGUGGUGCGCGGGUAACACAGUAACGGUGUAUAAUAUUAUCGCGAGUCGGUGUCGGUGCUUUUACAAACACGUACGAGUGCGCGUCCUGAAUACCCAUUUUCGUUUAUGCAAAUCGGCUGAUCAUGCUGGGCUGGCUGAGGAAAGAUGAUAACAAAAAGAUCGAGACGUACGAGUCCGUCCUGGACGGGCUUCGGGAGAAGUAUAAGUCCAAACUAUUGCCCCUGGAACUGGCGUAUCAGUUUCACGAUUUCCACUCACCCCAGCUGGACGACCCCGACUUCGAUGCCAAGCCAAUGAUACUGCUGGUCGGCCAGUACUCUACGGGAAAGACUACUUUCAUCAAACACCUUUUAGAAUCCGAUUUUCCGGGCAUCCGUAUUGGACCCGAACCCACCACCGACCGUUUCAUAGCUGUCAUGUACGAUGACAAUGAAUCGAUUAUUCCAGGCAACGCGUUGGUAGUAGACCCAAAACGACAAUUCAGACCUCUGUCGAAAUUCGGCAACGCAUUCCUCAAUCGGUUUCAGUGUUCUUUAGUAAAUUCACCCGUUCUAAAGGGUAUCUCAAUAGUUGAUACACCUGGUAUUUUAUCGGGGGAAAAACAGAGAGUAGACAGAGGAUAUGACUUCACCGGCGUAUUAGAAUGGUUUGCUGAGCAUGUAGAUAGAAUUAUUUUGCUGUUUGAUGCUCACAAGUUGGAUAUAUCAGAUGAAUUCCGUAGAUCAAUAGAAGCACUUAGAGGCCACGAUGAUAAAAUUAGAAUUAUUUUAAAUAAAGCUGAUAUGAUUGAUCACCAACAACUGAUGCGUGUUUACGGAGCACUGAUGUGGUCCUUAGGAAAAGUUCUACAAACUCCCGAAGUAGCCAGGGUUUAUAUUGGAUCAUUUUGGGACAAACCAUUACGAUAUGACGGAAACAGAAGAUUAUUUGAAGACGAAGAACAAGACUUGUUCAAGGACCUGCAGUCUUUGCCGGGAAACGCGGCACUAAGGAAACUAAACGAUUUGAUAAAGCGCGCAAGAUUAGCCAAAGUUCACGCUUAUAUAAUCAGCGCGUUACAUAAAGAAAUGCCCGCUCUUUUUAGAAGAGAUGGAAAAAAAAAAGAAUUGAUCAAAAACCUUGGCACUAUUUACCAAAAUAUCCAGAAAGAACAACAGAUUUCGCCCGGAGAUUUUCCUGAUCUAAAAAAAAUGCAGGAUGUACUGGUGAAUUUAGAUUUUAGUAAAUUCCAAAGUCUUAAACCGCAUCUGUUAGAAGAAGUUGAUAAAAUGCUUGCCAACGACAUUGCCAAGUUGAUGGCCAUGAUUCCUUUACAGGACAUGCAAAAUCGUAAGAUGAACAAUGGAGACGCCGAACAGCAGCAGCAGCAGCAGCAAGCGGUAGUCAAAGGCGGCGCAUUUGUGAGCGUCCAGGACACAGCAAGCCCGUUUGGGUACAAGAGGGGAGAGGGUAUCGACGCUGGCAAGGGCGAAACAGGUUGGGUGGUGGCCAAGGAACGGCAGAAAUACGACGCGGUGUUCAAUACGCUGGAAAAGUCCGACGGAAAACUGUCGGGAGCAGUGGCCAAAGCGGAAAUGAUUAAAUCGAAACUACCCAACUCUGUGCUAGGCAAAAUAUGGAAUUUGUCGGACAUCGACCACGAUGGUUUCCUGGACAUAGACGAGUUCGCGUUGGCAAUGCAUCUGAUACAAGUGAAGCUGGGCGGACACGAUUUGCCCGUCAAAAUACCCGAUCACUUAGUUCCUCCUUCAAAACGGGACGUUUAGUGAUAGACGAAAAAACAGGAAUCCUAUUAUGUAUAUUAUGUAGACACAACACCAAAACGCGAAAAAAUAUCGUUCUCGACUGUACAAUUAAUAUUAUAUAUAUAUAUAUAUUUAUAUCAUUUAUACAAUACGAUUUUUGUGUAUAUUAUAUAUUAUGGAUGUAUCGUGUACGUUAAUUAAUUUAUAAAUUUUUAUAGUCAAUCGAACGAAAUGCGUAGCACAAAGUACUUCCCCCCCUAAGUCCCGGCCACUCAAAAUUCGUCGCUUGCAGCGAGCUUAAACGAAAUAAUAACACACGUUAUAAUCACCGAACGGUAACUGAAUAAAUUAUUUGAUAUAAAUACAUAUUUUAGGUAAUGAUUUUAUAAUUUAGAAUACUUUACUAUACACUUACGGUAUGAUGAAAAAGUGUUGCUUUUUUGUUGUUUUUGCGGCAUUUAAUUUUUGUAUCAACAUCGCAAGACCAUGUGAUAUUUAUUAUUUAUUAUAUACUUAAAAUGAGAAGAAAAUGUCAAUUUUGUUCAAUCAUUGAUAAAUUAUACGCUAUUUUAAUGUAGAUUAUACGAUGUAAAUUAAAUUAUUAUUUUGUACUACUCGACAGACUUAAUAUUAUCGUCCAAAGUGUUUUUGCCCAUACAACAUACAUACACGGUGUCAGCAGAGACCAAUAAUAAUAUAAUAUAUUUUUUUUUUAUAUACAUAUUAUAUAUUGUAACAAGUAAACUACCACUUUAUACCUAGUUAAAUUAUAUUUUUAUUGUAUUUAAUAAAUAUUUAUGUAAUUUAUCUUAAAGAAAUGUAUUUAAUUUAUAUUUCUUGUUACACAUGUUUUUGAAUUUUAUUAUAUAUUUUUGAAAUUAAA